Molecule: messenger RNA, 1929 nt
Organism: Exophiala oligosperma
Lineage: Eukaryota; Fungi; Ascomycota; Eurotiomycetes; Chaetothyriales; Herpotrichiellaceae
Exons: 3
Coding region: 1-1929 (642 amino acids)
Source: RefSeq, a predicted model, not a curated record
AUGCAGGAGUUGCAGAACAAUCUCGCAGAAGUGCAGCAAAUUCAGGAGAUAUUGAACCAAGGUUCUGCGCAAUCAGAAGCGGCUAGAGAUCUAAUAUUUGAGUUGCAAUCCUCCUUGCGCUUACUGUCUAAAGGAGCGGUAGUCGAGAACAAGGACAACGAUCUUGGACGCAAGGCUCAGUUCUGGCCUCCUGAAAUCGCUGCAACCCUGGAGGGUGUGCAAACAUCGAGUCCAAGAAGUACUGCUGUCACUCAAUCUGUCGGUGCCGAUAAGCAUCUUGACCCGAAUGAGAAGUUCCUUUUCAACGCCGAUGGCUAUUCCCCAGACGAAGUCGCCCAUAGUCAGCCUCGAAACCAAUGGGAAGAUGAAGGAUACAUUGACCGGUGUGUCGAAAUGGAUACGAACCCUGUAGAAGAUGCAACAAAAUCGGAGACCAUCCAAGAGUUACUCCAGGGACUUCAUAUUCCUUUACCAUCCUUUGGAACUUCCGCGGAAGGACCAUUGAGCCUCACCUUCUCCGAGAACGACUGGAAACAACCGAUGAUUGAGAUUCGCCAUUGUAGAUGGCUCGAUGAGGUCAACACAAUUCUUAACCUGGAUAGCCAGAUCACUAUUGGGUCAGCGGUUCCCCUCGAGGAGGCAGUCCUCGCAGUGUAUCACUUAAACAGUCAACAAUCAAAGCUUUCCAGAACGCACAGAAAGUUAAUGUUCGAUGCCUUGCGAGCGAGGCUACUUCACUGCGCCAUUUUAGCUCGAAUCGGAGGCGACAAGAGACGAUACUUUGAGCUCUUCCCAGUGUCGUGUAUUGGGGAGAGGAUUGACUUGGUGCCAACUCCUACCGACUCUAAGGUAUCUGGCUACCUCUGUAAAUGGAAUACGCGUGGUGACGAUCAAUGGGAGUGCGAGAUUAGCGAUCGUGGUAGCAUGGUAUCAAAGAAAGUGGACUGGAAGGAGCUGAAGGAUGAAUCAUUGGUACUAAGCGGAGGAAUGGGCCAACUUCAUCAAGGUCUCCUUCAUUUGGUCCAAAGAUGCAAGGAGGAGUGGCUUCCGAGGGUGGGCACAGAAGAGUAUAAGACUUUCCAAGGUGCAGAAUUGGACAGUAUCAGCUGGGAAGGACUCACCUCAGAGUUUGUGUCCGCCUUCCCUGAUGCCUUCCCGAAGGAUGCGAAAGCUCAAAAGACACAAGCCUAUCAACUUCGCAGUCAGCUCAGGCACAAUCUUGAACAGAUGAGCCAGCUCCGCGAUUGGCCUGAUAAGUCAUUCCCUAGACCACUACGGCAAUUCGUGUGUGCAGGCUUCACUGAGGACAUGAACGUAUGGUUAGUUCUUCGCGGCUCUGCUGUAAUUCCUUCUGGCGAUUUAACUGGUUUAAAACCGUGGAUCAAACAUAACCGGGACUUGAAACAGCUGGCGGAGAUUCUGGGCACUUCAUGUCUAUUUAGCAAACCUCUCACCGAUAAGAAGCUUACUGCGACAUCACUUCAAGACUGUAUCCAGAAGCUGGAGGUUUUAUUUUGUGGCUCAGGAAUUGAUCACGUCAACUCGGGCGAAGCAACAUCUGUGGUGGCAUUUUACCUGUGCGAAGCGGAUGACGACGCCUUUAUCAGACAUUUUCGAGGUUUACCUUGCCUGUCGACAAUCGGUAGGGACCCCAGUUCCGAGCCUGGGAAAUGGCAGUACCGAUGCGUUUUGGAAAAGCACGAGUCGUCGGUCACCCAAGACGAUCUCUUCAUAAACAAUCGACGACCGACAUACUCCAAGGCCUUUGAAUCUCAGUCUCAAGCUCUUCAAUGCUGGGAAGACAUCGUUGGAAGGUCCCAACAACUUUUAGAUCAUCGCUGUCCAAGGCCUUUUCCGGGCAGUAUGAGCAUGUCAGAUCGUCCUGAGGUUUUUGAGGCCGUCAAGCUCAUCCGAGCAUAUAUGCCCUGA